Messenger RNA from Loa loa (African eye worm), 1641 nucleotides. Its product is annotated as WD-repeat protein HUSSY-07. Lineage: Eukaryota; Metazoa; Nematoda; Chromadorea; Rhabditida; Onchocercidae. The transcript is spliced from 10 exons. Bases 9 to 1457 code for a protein of 482 amino acids. Gene Ontology annotation, molecular function: protein binding. Gene Ontology annotation, biological process: Notch signaling pathway; ribosomal large subunit assembly. Gene Ontology annotation, cellular component: nucleolus. The record is from RefSeq and is a predicted model, not a curated record.
UUUCAGCAAUGGAUAUUCAUAGUUCCGUUGACGAGAGUGAUCGCAGUAUCAGCGUGAGGAUUUUCUCAGAGGAUGAACAGGAACUCAGCGAAGCUGCAAUCGUCUUACCUCUGUCCACGACUGUCGGGCAAUUACAGAUUUUAUGCAAUCAACUGUUGGAUAGCGCAGAUGAUCCAAUUCCGAUAACAUUUCGGACGAGAGAUGGCAUUUUGAUUGAAGAUUCUUUGAAGGGUUCAAUACCACAACAAAAAAUUGAUGUAGAAAAGAGUAUUGAACUGCUGUAUUAUCCAGAAGCAGUAUUUCGCGUAAGACCAGUGACCCGAUGCACUUCCUCACUUCCCGGGCAUGGUGAGCCAGUGAUUAGUGUGCAAUUUAGCCCAAAUGGAAGGGAGCUUGCUAGCGGUUCUGGUGAUGCAACUGUACGCUUUUGGGAUUUAAAUACAGAGACACCAUUGCACACUGCCAGAGGACAUACAAAUUGGGUAUUGUGUAUCGCUUGGUCACCAGAUGGUAAGAAGCUUGCUUCGGCUUGCAAAAAUGGACACAUCUGUUUGUGGAAUCCAAAAACCGGAACACAGAUUGGCAAAAAAAUGACCAGCCACAAACAGUGGAUAAAUCAGCUUGUCUGGGAACCGUACCAUAAAAAUCCACAUUGCAGACAUUUGGCAAGUGCUGCAAAGGAUGGCGAAAUCAGGAUUUGGGAUACUGUCAAAUGUGAGAUGGUUCGCUGUUUAACAGGGCAUACAGCAUCAGUAACAUGUGUGAAAUGGGGUGGGCAAGGACUUAUUUACACUGGUUCCCAGGAUCGUACAAUCAAAGUUUGGCGUGCAGACGAUGGUGUCUUGUGUCGAACUUUAGCUGGUCAUGCUCACUGGGUCAAUACUCUGGCUUUAAAUGUGGAAUACGCUUUACGUACAAGUUUUUACAAUGCUUUGGAACAGUCUACGGUAUUACAGGAUGAUAUGGCAGCGCAUCAGAAAGAAGCUUUACAUCGGUAUGAGAAAGCCAAGGGCACAUGUGGUGAGCUAUUAGUUUCUGGUUCUGAUGAUUUCACAUUGUUUUUCUGGAAACCAACGGAUGAAAAGAAACCUCGGACGCGUAUGACUGGCCAUCAGCAACUGGUGAACCAGGUGAUGUUUUCUCCAAAUGCUCGGUAUAUUGCAUCCGCAUCAUUUGAUAAAUCAAUCAAACUGUGGUGUGGACGAACGGGCGCUUUUCUUGAUACAUUGCGAGGACAUGUUCAAGCGGUUUAUCAAAUUGCCUGGUCUGCUGAUAGUCGAUUGCUGGUUUCCGGUUCGGCAGAUUCGACAUUAAAAGUAUGGGACAUGCAUAAGCGUGGACUCUGUAUGGAUCUUCCAGGACAUGGUGAUGAAGUUUAUGCGGUAGAUUGGAGUCCAGAUGGUACUCGAGUGGCUAGCGGUGGGAAAGAUAAAUUGUUAAAAUUGUGGCGUCAGUAAUGGAACAAUAAAAUGAUUAAAUAUGUUUGAAUUUGGUGUUAUUUGCGCACCAAAAAGUAUUUGCUUAUCUAAACUUCGUUAGCGUAUUUAUACAGAAAAGGUAGGUUUCGAAACUUUGCUUCUUCAUCAAACGAGCAUUGAAUUCAGUCAGUGAGAAGAAUUUCUAAUCAUUCAAUUUUAAGGU